AUGACUUCGUACAUUGAUGCAUCUUCACCAACAGGAAAUGGUCGUCGAAUACAAAUACUCAGUACAGAUUUAAUAUUUGGUGGUAUCGAUAAUGUAUUUAUUUAUCCAUCACUUGAUGUUGAUCGAUUACGAAAUGCUCUCAGUCGUACACUUUCAUUUUGGCCAAUUAUAACUGGUCGUAUUCUUGUCGAUAAUGAUGAUCAAUAUUUUAUUAAAUUUACUGACAAUUCUAUUCCAUUUACUUAUAUUGAAAAUGAUCAACUUGAACAAUGGCCAGAUCUUCCUGUUGUUGUUGAUGAUAUGACAUUAAUUCAACCAUUUAUUGAUUCAGUUCAAUAUAAACCUGAAAUUGAGCCACUUCUUCGAAUUAAAGUAACUCGUUUAGUUCGUAGUAAUGAAUAUAUUCUUGGUACAAGUUUUUUUCAUAUGGUUGGUGAUGCUUAUUCAACAAUUCAUUUUCAUAAUGAUCUUUCACAAAUUUAUCAAAAUCUUGAACCUAUUCUACCUCGUCCAGUUUUUGAACGACAUUUAUUAAAUAAAGAAGAUUCGAAAUUUUCUUUAUUACCUGUUUUAAAAUUAUAUCAAAAUACAGGUAAAAGAGAAGAUAUCUUAACUCGUCUUGGUAAAGAAUACGCAGAAACUGAUCCUAUUAAUAUGUCAUUUUCUUCUAAACAACUUGCAAAAUUACAUUCACUUGUUGAAGAUAAUAAUGAAAUAACAAUUCAUGAUGUACUUUGUGCUUAUAUUAUUUUUUUAAUGAACAAACAUUUAUUCAAUAGUGAAGAUGAAUAUAUUCAUCGUACUUAUAUGUACAUCAAUUAUCGAGAUGUAUCUGAUUCAUUGACACCAAAAGGUUAUAUAGCUAAUGCAAUAAUGCAACCAUUAUCUUCUGAUUUUCCAAAUCCUCUAUCUUUAUCAAGUAUUGCAAAAACAAUUCGACAAUUAAUUAAAACAACACGUCAAGAAGAUUUUCUUCAAAAAUGGGUAACUUCAGCUAAUAUUUUAAUGGAAAAAUUUAUAAAAGAUGGACAAGUCAAUUUUGUUUGGGAUAAAGAUGAAGCUAUAUUUAAUUCAAAUUAUAAAUAUGAUUGGGCAGAUCAAGUUAAUUUUGGUAUGAAAAAUCAAUGUCGAUUUCAUACAAUAGGAAUUUAUAAAUAUUAUUUUCGAAUUUUUCAAUUAAAUCCUAUUAAAGAAGAAAAUGGAAAUUGGAUUAAAGAUAAUGGAGGUGCAGAAGUAUCAUUUAGAAUUCCAAAAGGAGAAAUUAAAGAAAAAUUUUUAGCUGCAUGGAAUAAAGAUAUUCAAGAAAAUUUUUUGAAUAUCAAAUAA
Messenger RNA from Rotaria sordida, 1326 nucleotides. The record is from the annotation of a GenBank genome assembly. NCBI's taxonomy places the organism in Eukaryota, Metazoa, Rotifera, Eurotatoria, Philodinida, Philodinidae.